Symbiodinium necroappetens is the source of this 564-nucleotide messenger RNA. NCBI's taxonomy places the organism in Eukaryota, Dinophyceae, Suessiales, Symbiodiniaceae. The record is from the annotation of a GenBank genome assembly.
AUGGCCGCAGAAAUGGCCGGCGUCAAACACGGAGGCGAUCCUGUCGCUGCCGGUCGUGGGGCGAAGAUCCGCGAGUCCAUGAAACAGUUGCUUCAAAGUAAAGCCGUGAAGGGCUCCGUGGCAACAAGCAGGAAUCUUCCAGAUACAUCGAAGGAUGCUAAGAAUGAUGCGGCGAAAAGCAACGAGGAGUUCUUCCGGCAGCUCGAACAGGAUUAUGGGCGCCUCUGCCGCGAUGAUGGAUGGGAUGAGGUCCUUCGGGCUGCCCGUGAAGAGCCCAGUGCUCCGCCGCUCCGACCCGAGGAUGCGAUUCCUGCCGGCUCUGACUACUUCCGGGUGAAGCUGCCGCCAGGCCAAGACCGUGAGCUACGUCUUGACCCGGCACGUACUGGAAACGCCAAAGCAUUUGUGGAAAGCCGUCCAAGACGGAAUCUCGAUGCUCUUCGGAAAGUCGAGCAGGAGACUCGAGAGGUGGGCGACGGUGCUUUGGUUUUUAAAGCGCUGGAUUUACAAAGCCAGCAGUUGGUCUCUGGCUGUGAGGUAUCUUUGCUUGCCGACUGGACGUAG